This is a messenger RNA of Nerophis lumbriciformis (worm pipefish), 3396 nucleotides long. RefSeq names its product ankyrin repeat and LEM domain-containing protein 2. Gene Ontology annotation, cellular component: endoplasmic reticulum. NCBI's taxonomy places the organism in Eukaryota, Metazoa, Chordata, Actinopteri, Syngnathiformes, Syngnathidae. Gene Ontology annotation, molecular function: protein phosphatase 2A binding. The record is from RefSeq and is a predicted model, not a curated record. Gene Ontology annotation, biological process: negative regulation of phosphorylation.
GCAGGUUGUAAACAAUGAGCCCCGACUAUCAGACCGUCCUCCAGCUUUUUGUCCAACAAUGUACCUGUGACUGUGUUCAACUACUCAAAAGCUCGUCCUCACGCACGAAACAUGUUACUCUGGAGCUGAAGUAUGGAGGCAGUUUUGACCAGGCUGAAGGAACUGACCGCUGAUCAACUGCGUGAGGAAUUUGCCCGAGCAGACCUGAACUGCGGCCCCAUUACCGCCACCACUCGAGCCAUCUUCGAAAGGAAAUUGGCCCGAGCGCUCGCUGGUCCGGAAAGGAGUACCACCGACUCGGACGACGCGAGGGGCGCAGAUGGCUUGGCUUCGGUGGGUGACCAUGCCAUACCUCCACCGUGCGCCAAAUCAGCCGAUGCAGUAAGCAGAAGCUCAAAUGAGGAGCUGGACUUCGGCUAUGGUGUGGGUCUCAACCCGCCAGAGGAAGACGAGAUCUCAGCAGGGGCUUGCAACAGCUCUACUUGUCAAUCCGCAAUGGAAACCACUUCAAAAGACGAACAGGUGUCCCCAGCUUUUUAUUAUGGAGUAUGUCCUCUGUGGGAGGAUAUUUUAUCUCGAAAUGAGCGAUCACUUGUGUAUACGGACAAGAAAGAUGCCCUUCAAGCUGUGAAGGUGAUGAAGGGCGCACGCUUUAAAGCUUUUUCCAACCGUGAGGAUGCGGAGAAGUUCGCCAAGGGGAUGUGUGACUAUUUCCCCUCUACGAGCAAAUCUACAACCUGCGUGUCUCCUGUAAAACCAGGCCAGGUCUUCAAUAAAGACAACAUGGAAGUGGAUACCAUUAACCGGGAGCGGGCCAACAGUUUUAAGAGCCCACGCACACAGGACCUAACCACCAAGCUGAGAAAACCUGCGGAGAAGGGAGAUGAGGCAGCCUUCAGUGAGCUGGUCUGGAGCAACCCACGCUAUCUCAUUGGCUCAGGCGACAACCCCACUAUUGUGCAGGAGGGCUGCAGGUAUAACGCAAUGCACGUGGCGGCCAAGGAAAACCAGGCGGGCAUCGCCCAGCUUCUGCUGGACACCUUGGAGAACCCGGAGUUCAUGCGCCUCAUGUACCCGGACGAUGACGAAACCAUGCUGCAGAAACGCAUCCGUUAUAUUGUAGAUCUUUACCUCAACACUCCAGAUAAGGCCGGUUUUGAAACACCACUCCACUUCGCCUGCAAGUUCGGGUGUCCAGAGGUGGUCAAUGUCCUGUGUUCGCAUCCAGAUACUGAUAAGAACAGGAAGAACAAAGAUGACUUGAAGCCUUGUGAUAUUAUCUGUAGCAGAAAGAGCCAAACCCCGGAGGUGAGGCAAAAAAUAAGUGAUUAUUUAGAAGACCGCUGCUACGUCCCCUUGCUGAGGGCAGCAGACAACACCUCUCAACCCAUCAUCGGUUCCUUGUGGUCUCCUGAAUCCUCAGAAAGCCUCUCACUGAUCCAACGACACACAAAAAGCCCGAGGGAUCCACUGAUGACUGUCACAGCCUUUGCCGGCCCACUCAGUCCUUCAAAGGCGGAUGACUUUCGCCGCUCCUGGAAAACUCCACCUCGAAAUCGAGGGCCGCAUUUCCAUAACAUUUUGAAGUCGGACCCCGACCGUGGAGCAGAGAGAGUUGGCAGAGAUCUGGCUCAUGAGAUGGGUCACCCCUGGGCCGAGUAUUGGGAUUUUCUCGACAGUUUUGUGGAUCUAUCGUCAACCGAGGGACUUCAUAAGAUGGAAGAAUACCUGAGCAAGAGAGAUUUCUGCCCACGGACUCGGGAAGAAGCGGAGAAUGAGAACAGCAACAGAUUUAGAACACCCUCCCCAGGCAAGCCCAAGAAGUUCUGCAACUCCAUCUCCGUCGGUGCCUUCCUGGAUGAAGGCGAGGACAUCAGCCUUGAGGAAAUCAAGAACCGGCAGAACGCGGCGCUCACCAGCAUCACCUCCUCCGCCGCCUCCAACGACAGCCUUUUGGGAGCGGCGGGAGGUCACGACUUCCGCAUCAUGCCCAUGGCGCUGCAGUACCGGGGGGCCGACCUGAUCGAGACCGCGGCCGAGCGGGACCCGCUGUGCUGCUGCGACCACGGCCUCCUGUCUCCCGGCGUCGUCUGCCAAAACGAGGUGUGCGCCUCCUCGAGAGAGCGGACGUUCAACGGCGAAGAGAUGUUUCCUCAAAGCUCCCAGUCUUCCUGCGGCCUGCUGUCGCCCGUCUCCAACCUCAUGAUGGAGUUCGAGCGCAUGUCGCUGCAAGAACCCUCGGACCACACCGACGCCGCCUUCAGCGCCGACCUGAGCUGUGGUCUGAAGGGGCUGUCUCUUGGUCACGGCAGCCCCAGCAGGGAGGUCCUGGAGGGAGGAGGAGGUGCGGAGGAGCGGCACAGCAGCAGCAGCAGCUCAGAGGAGUUCUUCCAGGCGGAGGACGGAAGCUCGGAUACAAUGAGCAGGACAAGGGGGGCCACUUCAGGGGUGCGGAACGUCUGCGCCAGAUCGAAAUCGUGGGACCACGGGGGGAGGGACCUGAGCAGCUCGGGGUCUUCGACGUCUUCUUACAAGUCCUUGGACAACUCCCAUGAGUUCCUGCCGAGGACCCCGCCUCACGUCCGGAAAGGACUCUUCAUCAUGGGAGCGUCUCCGAGCAAGUUGGACAGGCAGGUGUUGUCGGCCAUGGAAGGUGUGGAGGUGGAGUCUCAAACAUAUCCCAGCAUUCACAAGUGGAUGAGCACAAUAAAGUCCUUCUCUGCCUCAGACAUGCAAAGCUGGCCGAGCCCCGCGGUGGGAAGACCGGGCCUGGCGAUGCAACAUCAGACUCCGGGCUCCUCCUCGGCGGCGGCGAGCGGCCCCCCCAUGUCUCCCUCGGCCCGCUUCGGUCCCGCCUGCCACUCGGCCUCGCCGGACUUCAGCCCGAGCCGCUUCAGCCCCGCCAACGCCAGCUACCUGCAACGUAUCCUCCUCAAGCACUUGAACGAGCCCUCCAUCUGACUUCAAUAAGUCCACUACCAAGCCUGACUUUACAGACUGGAAUAAUACGGAUUCAAAAUAAAAAAUCAGCAUAUGUAAAUGUGUGUAGUUAACUGGUGCGGAUUUAAGGUGAUGUUAUUUGUGACGAGUGUGUAUCAUAACCCAAGUCAACAUGUUUGGAUAUUCACACUUGACAGAAAUGUUUCAGUGUGACUUCAACAUAUCCUUAAAAUUUAUUUUUUUGUAUGUUGGUCAGUAGCACAAAUGUUUGUUUUUUUAAAUCAAAAAGGUGUUAAACCGACUGCCAUUUCCUGCAUUUCCUCAGUUCAGAAUUUGCCUUAAUUUUCCUGAACUGAAGGAUUAUUUUGGUCACACUAAAAAAAAAAACAUCUGAAGACUAACGUUGAAUUUUACGGAGCCCCUAAAGGGACAUGGGGGGAAUAUUUUUUUAAUAAU